This is a messenger RNA of Aphis gossypii (cotton aphid), 2290 nucleotides long. RefSeq names its product spondin-2 (gene mspo). The transcript is spliced from 7 exons. The record is from RefSeq and is a predicted model, not a curated record. Gene Ontology annotation, biological process: cell adhesion. Gene Ontology annotation, cellular component: extracellular matrix. The coding region runs from base 207 to 1433 and encodes 408 amino acids. NCBI's taxonomy places the organism in Eukaryota, Metazoa, Arthropoda, Insecta, Hemiptera, Aphididae.
GGUGGCGGCUGUGGCUGCGGCAGCGGCGCUCGGCGGCAGCGACGACGAUAACGACGAUGCGCGACGGUUAGUAAACUUUUAUCCACGGUCCAAUCGCUACGCCUGUUGCAACCGCUGACGCUGCAGUCGUCCAACUAUCCUUCCGUUUGUCAACGAAUAUUAUAAAAAAAAAUUAUUUUUGAUCGAAAGACGACUCCACUACUGUUAUGCAAUCCGUCCGACGGUUAUUGGCUUGCACGUUCGUCGCGAUCGCUGUGUGUCGGUGUAUCGGUGCCCCGUCGUGUUCUCCGGAUAAGUUAGCCAGGUAUCGGGUGGUGGUACGCACGUUCUGGACCCGUGACCGGUUCCCAAAACAUUUCCCUGAAUGGAGACCACAAGCUCAGUGGAGCAAAGUCGUCGGAAGAUCACAUUCUAGAGGUUAUACCAUGUUCCGAGAAGGCACGCCAGCAUCCGAAAGUGUUCGCAUGUUUGCUAAGACUGGGCGCAGUGACAAAUUGGAUGAUGGCAGCGGUGAAAGUUUUAAUGGAAGGAAUGGUGGAGGGGACGCCGAAGAUACUAUACUGAAUACAUUUGUGGCGCCCAGCGUAUCAACAGGAGCUGCUUGGACUCAAUCGCAAUUCUUCGUGGAUGGAAACCACUCUAGGGUUUCAUUGAUGUCACGAAUGAUUCCAUCUCCGGAUUGGUUUAUUGGUAUAGAUUCAUUUGAUCUUUGCGUGAAUGGUAACUGGCUUGACAGCAUCACUAUUGAGGCUGAUCCAAUUGAUGCGGGAUGCGACAACGGCUUCACGUUUACAGCGCCAAACUGGCCCACCGAUCCACAGGGCAUUGUAUACCGAAUAAAAAGCAACUAUCCAUCACAUCCUGCCAGCUCUUUUUAUUAUCCACAGUUCAAUAGGUUGCCGACCAUAGCGACUUUUCAAUUUAUAAAAAUCAAAGAAUACGAACAGUCUUUAAACGGCAGAGGACAGGCAUCAGACCCCACAGUAAAAAUCGAAGAAAGCGUUAUUAAAGUUUUAAAUGGUGACAGCGAUAGCGAUCGUGCGGUACAGUUGGAAAUGGAACAGCAAAGACGAGAACAAGAGUACAAUAACUAUAAAAGUAUUGGUGAUAAUAAAGUAUCGGUUUCCAACGUCACAUCGUCAAUAUCAAUACCAAAAGGUAAUAAAGAAGCGCUGAUGAACAGUAUUUUGGACAACUAUCAUGUUCGGAAACAUAAGAAAACUCAUAAAAAAUCAAGUUACCGGGACUGCCGAUUAGGUGUCUGGUCUGAAUGGAGCGCAUGUAGCGUGUCUUGUGGCAUCGGCGAAAUGCAGAGGCGCAGAGAAGUGAUAAAACAUCCAAAAGGAGCUGGACGGCAGUGUCCACCAUUGUUGCAGACUAAAUGGUGUGGGAGUGCCAAAGACUGUCCCCCAGAAACACAUUUUGAGUGGUAAUAAUAUAAGUUAAAAUAACAUACAUAAUUAGUAUUAUAUUCUGUAUAUUAUUGUAAUAAUAUUAUAUCCAUUAUAAUAUAUAUACUGUAUAUCAAAUAAUUUAAUAAAAUAAUAAUUAUUAUUAUUAACAAUAAUUUCAUUUUAUAAAAAAACACCAUUUACCAUACAAAAUGUUGAUCAAUAAUAAUUGAUCCAGAAUUACAAUUUCUUAAAUUUCAAAAACAUUCUUCACGUACAACAUAAUAUAGGUAUUUUAUUAUACAUUUCUAUUAAAAGCACUAUGGUAUUGUGCCAAAAGUAUCGACAACCAAAUCGUGUUACUACCCUUAUAUUUAUCGUCCUUCUCCUUCAUAUGAUAAUUUUUGUCUCAUCAUUUUUUUAAAGACAGAUUUGUAAAAUUUACUGUAAAAUAUUUACUUGUAUAGAUAAGAUAUAGGUCUACCAAGAAUUUAGAUCAUUUUAAGACUAUGUAUCUAUAUAUUAUAUUAUAUUUAUAACAGUACCUAUGUAUGUUAAGACGUGUAUAUUAUAUUAUUUUUUCCAUUCUGGUGGCCAAGUUAAUUAUUAAUUAUAAAUUAUAAUUAAUUUUACAAUUACGUUUUUCACAUCAAAUAUUAUAUGUAUUAAUUUUACGGAAUCAAAAAUUUUUAUAAACGGUACUAUUAUAUUAUUUAAUGUCUGAUACCUUGUGGUUUUUUUGUUUUGUCGAACGAUAUCUUUAUUAAAAAAAUACAUACUUAAUAUUAUUAUAAAAAGCAAAACAAUAAUUAAAUUUGUAAAAUCUGUUGAAAAUUGAUUAUUUAUAAAAUUAUAUAAAUAACUUAUCUUCUUUUUAGUAUUUUAUUGUGUAAUAUAUU